Molecule: messenger RNA, 1116 nt
Organism: Eruca vesicaria subsp. sativa (arugula)
Lineage: Eukaryota; Viridiplantae; Streptophyta; Magnoliopsida; Brassicales; Brassicaceae
Source: the annotation of a GenBank genome assembly
AUGGGAGGCUUGAAAAGAAAGAUACCUACAGACAAGAAGAUAGAAAAGAAAGAAUCCAAAUCCGUUGCUUUCUCCAAACGACGCAGAGGUCUUUACAGCAAAACCGCGCAGCUAUGUGUUCUCUCCGGGUCUCAAGCCGCUAUCUUAGCAACUCCACCAUGUUCCAAAUCCAACGUCUCCUUCUACUCUUUUGGUCACUCUUCCGUUGAUAACGUCGUCUCUGCUUUUCUCAAGAACCAGCGUCCUCGAGAAGAUCAUCUAGGUUCAGAGUUUUGGUGGAAUGACGAGCUUCUUGCUGAGUCAGAGGAUCCGGAGGAGUUGAGUGAGGCGGCUGGCUCUAUGUCGAGGAUGAUACAAAACCUAAAAGGGUUGCGUUCAAAGGCCUUGGCGAAGAAGAUGAAGGGAGUUGUUCUUGAUAAGAGUCAAACCCUAAAUCUCCAGUCUAAUUAUGCAAGUAGUAGCUGCAUUCAUGAGGGGGUUGUCAAGAACUUUAAAGAGGAGGAUGUUGUUAGACGUGAAACCCUAGGGUUUCAACCUUCUUUGGCAAGUCUUUGCAUUCAAGAUGUUUCACGUGAGAAUAAUGUGGAAGAGUUUGUCAGCAAGAGUGAGGAGAAUGAUCAGAUUGUAGCGUGUUCUGAAAGCAACAACAACGGUUUACUUGGAAACCUGGAUGGGUUUAAUCUUGAGGAUGACUUCAUUGAUAUUGAGAUGAACUCUGAAGGCUUUAUAACAACGAAACUGGAGAUGGAUGAUGUGUCAACGAAUCAGUACUCGUCCACUGGUUCUGAAGGUGCUGAAGAGGGAGCAAUGGUGGUGAUUCACUCAAAUAAGGAUAAUAAUGAGAUGGUAGCGGUUUCUGACAGCAACAAAGGAGACUUGUAUGGGUGCAACCAAGAGUUUGAUAUUGAUCAAAUAUUUGAUCUGGUGGCGUGUACUGAAGAUCUAUCCAUGAACUCUGAGAUGAAUGAUGAUGUGUCCAUGAUGAUGAAUCAAACUUGUUGCGCUAACUCAGAAGCUGUUGAAGAUGGAGGAGUAGUGUUACACAAAGAGUUGGAACAGGAUAAUCUCCGCUUCUCUGAUUUUUUCAGUGGCUUAUUCUUCAACGGUGAAGUUUGA